UUUAGCUGAACGAGGUUCUUCACUGCUGCAAUGUGUAGCCUGAUUGCUGCACUGUCAGAUCUUUGGAAUUUGAUAAUAUGAGAGUUUAUUCGGUGGAGAUCCUCUAUGAAGAUGCUCUGAAUGCAUGUGAUUAAAAUUACAGAGCAUAUACCCCGUGGGAAAUAUCAAGUUUUUGCUUUUCAUCAGGAGUGAAAAUCAGCAAAAGAUUGUGAUCGUGCGUGCUCCAGAAUCUCUUAAAGCCGCUGUGUAUCCCUCCACAGACGUAAGCCACCAUGCCUUCAUGGGGACACGGCGAGGACGUUGGCAAAUGUCUGAAAGAUAUUCAAACCGUCACUGAGGGGCUGAAGACCUUGUACCGCGAGAAGCUUCUGCCUCUGGAAAAGCAGUACAGCUUCUCCGAAUUCCACUCUGCGGGCCUAGAGGAUGCAGACUUUGAUAACAAGCCCAUGGUGCUGGUGGUUGGUCAGUAUUCCACAGGGAAAACAACUUUCAUCAGAUAUCUGCUUGAGCAGGACUACAUGGGGAGCAGAGUGGGGCCUGAACCCACCACAGACAGCUUCACUGCCAUCAUGUAUGGAGACAUGGAGACUAUCAUCCCUGGCAACGCACUGAUUGUGGAUCCCAAUAAGCCAUUUCGCAAACUCAACCCAUUUGGCAACAAGUUUCUUAACAGAUUUCAGUGUGUUCAGCUACCAAACCAGGUUCUGGAGAGUAUCAGCAUCAUCGACACACCAGGAAUUUUGUCUGCAGCCAGAAAGAGAUUAAGCAGAGGCUACGACUUCCCAGCGGUACUUCAGUGGUUCGCCGAGCACGUGGACCGCAUCAUCCUCCUCUGUGAUGCGCACAAGCUGGACCUCUCGGACGAGUUCUCGCGCACCAUCGGGGCGCUGCGGGGCAACGAGGACAAGCUGAGGGUGGUGCUGAACAAGGCCGACCUGGUGGACACCCAGCAGCUGAUGAGGGUCUACGGCGCCCUCAUGUGGUCCCUGGGGAAAGUGUUCCGCACGCCCGAGGUGCUGCGCGUCUACAUCGGCUCCUUCUGGUCGGCGCCGUUCCGGGUGCCCGACUACCGCCGCCUGUUCGAGAGGGAGGAGGAGAGCCUGUUCAAAGACAUCCAGGACCUGCCUCGCAACGCCGCCCUACGCAAGCUGAAUGACCUGGUGAAGAGGGCUCGUCUAGUCAGGGCCCAUGUCUACAUAGUUAACCAUCUAAAACAAGAGAUGCCCAUGGUGUUUGGAAGAGAGAACAAGAAGAGGGACUUGAUCUACGACCUGCCGGACGUAUUCCUCAAGAUCCAGCAGCGCAAUCAGAUCUCUCCUGGUGACUUUCCAGACUGCGCAAGGAUGCAGGAGAGACUGAUGAGCCACGACUUCACCAAGUUCAAGGCCCUGAAACCCAAGCUCAUGACGGCCCUGGAUGAGUUCCUGACCACAGACAUCGCCAAACUCAUGCCACUGCUGCGCAAGGAGGAAAUGGAGGUGGCCAGCCAGCCUAAGGUGCAGGGCGGGGUCUUCACAGGCACCAACAGGGGGCCGUUCAACGACGGCAACCCCUUUACGCAACUUCAGGAAGACGGGGAAGAGAGCGAGCUGUCAGCUGCCGACUGGGUGGUGGCUAAAGACAAGAACAAGUACGACGAGAUCUUCUACAGCCUGUCUCCACACAACGGCAAGCUGAACGGCUCAAAGGUGAAGAACUGGAUGCUGAGCACCCAGCUGCCCACCUCUGUGCUGGGCCGGAUCUGGAAGCUGUCGGACGUGGAUCGAGACGGCCUGCUGGACGAGGAGGAGUUCGCCCUGGCCAGCUACCUCAUCGAGGUCAAACUGGACGGGCACGGACUUCCUCCGGCACUGCCUCCUCACCUAGUGCCACCCUCCAAGCGCAGGAGAAAAAGCUCAAAACAGGAGGAAGAACUGGUGAUAACAAGCAAUGAAGAGUGAUGUGAUAAAGACAGACAUCUACCUUUUUCCCGCCCUAACUUAACAUAUUUCACACACAUCAAUAGUCAAUGCACCAUUGUACACUUUAGUUGUCCAAGGCCCCAAUAUUACCAUGUAAAAAAUGGCCUACUGCAUGUAGAAAAAUAUGGGGGUGGGAGUGAGGGGUGGGGCUAAUGUAACCAAAUGGCCAUUGUAUUUUGGCAGUAUUAAUACCACAAACAAACUUCAAGCCCCUAGUAUGCAUGCAACAAAAGUAUUGACAAAGAAAGGUUGUAGGAGAUAAAAGAGGACCACAAGCUUUAUAUGUUA
Molecule: messenger RNA, 2249 nt
Organism: Engraulis encrasicolus (European anchovy)
Lineage: Eukaryota; Metazoa; Chordata; Actinopteri; Clupeiformes; Engraulidae
Gene: ehd2a
Product: EH-domain containing 2a
Exons: 7
Coding region: 273-1940 (555 amino acids)
Biological process (GO): endocytosis; endosomal transport
Cellular component (GO): cytoplasm; plasma membrane
Molecular function (GO): calcium ion binding; GTP binding; protein binding
Source: RefSeq, a predicted model, not a curated record